AUGCAGCCUGCGGAUGUUGUGCAGGCUCUUUCCGAAUGGCCUCAUAGGCAUGUUCAAUCCCGACAGCUCGCCAGUCUACUCCAUCCCACUGUGCCGAGCCCGCCAACAUUGGUUGUUCAUGGUAUCUCUGCUACUUGCAAAUCAACAAUCCUUAAUGGCGUCCUUUCGACUCUAAGGCUACCGCACGCAGUGGUUCGCAGCACCGAAUGCAUUACUGGGCGACAUCUGUUGACCAAGGUCCUUUGGAACACACUCGAUGCCCUGGGCCAAAAGGACGAAUGGGAAAAAUUCGGCAAAGGCAGAUGUGAACAUAUCAGCUCGCUCGCUGUGCUUCUUGAGGAAUGUCUAGCUGCUAGACCUAUCGAAAAGCGAGGCAAGUUUGUGCUGGUUCUCGACGAGAUUGAUCGACAGCGAGAAGCGGCGCCUACUCUUCUCUCGGCACUAGCCCGUCUUGGAGAGAUUAUACCAACUCUUUGCGUCGUCCUCGUCCUCAGCUCUACUCCACGCCCGCUUUUCCUGCAGAGCGCAUCUGUUCCCCACGUCAGCUUCCCUCCCUAUACUCGGAAAGAAGCAAUUGACAUUUUACUGGCUUCUCCGCCGCCUGCCCUCGGUGGAUUGGAUAUGGAGGAAACUUUGGAAAUAUAUCCCCAUUUUGUCUCCACUGUGUACGACACUUUGGUUGGACCAACGGCUGGCUCCGUACCAGUCUUCAAAUCUAUAUGCGAACGUCUGUGGCCGAAAUUUGUUGCUCCAAUCAUCCAAGGCGAAACUCCCCCCGGGUGGCAGCGGGCAACAGGUGAAUCGGCGCUGGUGCAUCGAAUUGUGCCAGAAGAAUCCUCGAGUGCUGAUCAGAAAGUCCGCAAACCGCUGGCGCCGAGCGCAGCACCUUCUGCUCUCCCGUCGCUGCCAUAUUUCUCUACACUCAUCUUGACCUCUGCAUACUUAGCAUCUCACACCCCGCAGAGACUGGACACGAUCUUCUUUUCCAAAUUCUCCUCGUCCUCGCUCUCCGCCAGAAACAAGCGCGCUCAUCAUCGUCGGCGUCUCAAGGUCCUCUCUCAAGCGCAAGCCGAAGAAGCAGCGAACGGUGGCGGCUCUACCCCCAAGAAGGGCAAGAGAGUCAAGACUCGCAUCACCAAAUCGACACUUUCGUCCGCCUUUGCCACUUCCUCGGCAACUACGUCUGCUAUUGGAGGCGGUGCUGGAAUUACUGGUCCCUCUACCAUCCUCACAGCACGCCCGUUCCCACUAGAACGCCUCCUCGCAAUCUACCAUGCCGUUGACCCCAACCCGCCAGCGAACCCGAUCCGCACGACUGCUGUUGCAGAUCAAAUUUAUGCAGAACUUGCCACGUUACGCCGACUGCGGCUCGUGGUUCCCGCGUCUAGCUCGCAUGCAGGGUUUGCGAGUACAAGCAGCGGGAAUACGAGUGCUGAUGCUGGUGAGAAAUGGUGUGUAAACAUUUCAGGGGACUGGAUUGGUGAGCUGGCCAAAGGAAUCGGUGUCGAGGUUGGCGAAUGGCUGGCUGGUGGUUUGGACUGA
Molecule: messenger RNA, 1542 nt
Organism: Penicillium chermesinum
Lineage: Eukaryota; Fungi; Ascomycota; Eurotiomycetes; Eurotiales; Aspergillaceae
Product: origin of replication complex subunit 5 family protein
Exons: 4
Coding region: 1-1542 (513 amino acids)
Biological process (GO): DNA replication; DNA replication initiation
Cellular component (GO): nucleus; nuclear origin of replication recognition complex
Molecular function (GO): DNA replication origin binding
Source: RefSeq, a predicted model, not a curated record